AUGCGUUAUUCUUUUGCCCUUGUCCUCGCUGCUCUGGUAUCGGCCUCGUUGGCUGCACCCGCGAAACGGCAAUUCACCCCGGGACAGAACGUAAACCAGGGUUCUGAUCGCCCCGUUAUUUUGCAAGCAGAUGGUAGUGCUCUCGUCGACGGCAUACGUGCCGCCAACGACGACCUCGGAUCGCAGAUCGCUUGUCUCCUUGAUGAGAGAGAUUGCCUGAGUGCGGACAGGUCCUCCAGCGAAUGCACCAACGACCGUAUCGGGUGCCAGUCUGGCAACGCGCUCAACGGACUGGUCGCUCCGCUGAAUGCGGAGUCCGCAACACCUGGCAAGAGGAGCCUGAACGCACGCCAGUUCGCCACCGGCACAAAUGUCAAUCAGGGAUCAGACCGCCCGGUGAUCCAGCAGGCGGACGGGACUGUAUUUGUCGACAGCAUUCAUGCAGCUAAUGGCGACCUUGGUUCCCAAAUCGCCUGCCUAUUAGAUGAGAAAGAUUGUCUUGCAGCGGGGACAUCUUCCACCGAUUGCACGAAUCAGCGAAUCGGCUGCCAAUCGGGCAACGCGCUCAAUGGCUUGAGCGCAAAGAUGAACAAUGAAUCGGCUUAG
Punctularia strigosozonata HHB-11173 SS5 is the source of this 606-nucleotide messenger RNA. RefSeq lists its product as uncharacterized. The record is from RefSeq and is a predicted model, not a curated record. Lineage: Eukaryota; Fungi; Basidiomycota; Agaricomycetes; Corticiales; Punctulariaceae. Bases 1 to 606 code for a protein of 201 amino acids. The transcript has 4 exons.